Molecule: messenger RNA, 1041 nt
Organism: Neolamprologus brichardi
Lineage: Eukaryota; Metazoa; Chordata; Actinopteri; Cichliformes; Cichlidae
Product: G protein-coupled receptor 87-like
Biological process (GO): G protein-coupled receptor signaling pathway
Cellular component (GO): membrane
Molecular function (GO): G protein-coupled purinergic nucleotide receptor activity
Source: RefSeq, a predicted model, not a curated record
AUGGCUGACCCAACAAACAUAACUUCAUCUUACAAUCAGACCUGUGAUCUGGCUGUCCCGUCAGUCAGCCCUGUCUUUAUGGUUGCCUACAGUCUGGUGUUUCUGGUGGGUUUGUUUCUCAAUGGCAUCAUCGUGCGGUUUUACUGUUGUCGAGCUCGGCAGCAGACAUCAAGCAGCUUGAUGGUCUACCUGAAGAACCUGACAGCUGCUGACUUCCUGCUCUGCCUCUGUCUGCCACUCCGCAUCACCAAGUACGCCACCAGCUCUCUCACCAUUCGGAGGCUCUACUGUAGCUUUGGAACUUCUGCCUUCUUCCUCAACAUGCAAGCCAGUAUCCUAUUCAUGGGGUACAUCGCUGCCAACAGGUAUCUGAAGGUUGUCCAUUCUUCAGGGCCUCACUUACUCCAGACAGUACGAGCUGCAUACAUCAUCUCCAUGAUCACCUGGGUUAGUGUCCUGGCUCCAAUAAUCACCUAUACCAUACUAUUUUUCAUUACUCAACAACCUCUGACCUCUGACCCUGGUUGCUGUGAAGUCCUCAUUAGUGCAUCAAUUAGACCGAUCUACAAAGUCUUCCAGGCCUCCUCUUUCAUACUGUUCCUGUUGGUCCUCAUAUCCCUGGUCUUCUUCUACUACAGCACCUCCCGCAGGGUGUUACAGGAACAGAAGAAGCAGCUGGCCUCCCGCCACUCUGAGAAGCUUGUGAAGUCUCGCAGGAACAUAUUGGUGCUUGUCAGCAUUUUCUGUGUUUGCUUCAUCCCGUAUUACUUGGUUCGGCUUCCCUUGGCAUUUAAGUUGGGCGGCAGAUCUGUGCGUCAGGUGUUCUACUAUUUAAUGGAUGCAACCACACUACUGUCAGUUUUCAAUGUCUGUUUGGACCCUCUUGUUUACUUUUUCCUUUGUAAGAGUGUCCGAGCUCAGGUGAAUAUGAAGAUUCCAUCCAAGAAGACCAAGAGCCGACAAACAAACAAGGGGAGUGAGUGGAGUGAGGAGCAGCAGACAGUUGUUACAACAGCAGCAAGUCAAACCAGUGAGCUGUAA